Messenger RNA from Aphanomyces invadans, 1502 nucleotides. Its product is annotated as molybdenum cofactor biosynthesis protein A. The record is from RefSeq and is a predicted model, not a curated record. Gene Ontology annotation, molecular function: cyclic pyranopterin monophosphate synthase activity; 4 iron, 4 sulfur cluster binding; GTP 3',8'-cyclase activity. NCBI's taxonomy places the organism in Eukaryota, Oomycota, Saprolegniomycetes, Saprolegniales, Verrucalvaceae. Gene Ontology annotation, biological process: Mo-molybdopterin cofactor biosynthetic process. The transcript is spliced from 3 exons. Bases 10 to 1215 code for a protein of 401 amino acids.
UCUAGACUGAUGGCGACGUCGGUGGUGCGCGGGCAUUUGCGCCGCGCGUUCGCAACAUCCACAUCGCGCUCGACGAGGCAAUCGCUGCGCACGAGCUUGGCAUCAGGACCGUCCUUGGCACACUUUCUCAACGCAACACCUGGCGACAACCUGCGAUCGACCACGGACAACAACUUGGCAGUUCUCGAAACGCUCAUGGCGCAACUGCAGCACGCGGAACGCGAGGAUCAUCUCGUUGACACAUAUGGCAGAGUCCACAACUACCUGCGCAUUUCCCUCACCGAGCGAUGCAACUUGCGAUGCCAGUACUGCAUGCCGGAAGACGGCGUGCCGCUGCAACCGACGUCAGACCUGCUUUCGACCCCAGAGAUUCUGCACCUCACCAACCUAUUCGCACAAUCUGGCGUCUCCAAGCUCCGGUUGACCGGCGGUGAACCGCUCGUCCGGCCAGACAUUGUGUCGUUGGCGACUUCUCUCCAUGCAAUCCCUGGCAUUGAAUCGCUCGGUAUCACGACGAAUGGACUGUCGCUGUCAAAGCACCUUGCCGCACUGUGCGCUGUGCCUGCGCGUCUUAACAUCUCGCUGGACACAUUGAAUGAGGCCAAGUUCGCCAAGAUCACGCGUCGCAAAGGAUUCCAACGAGUGUGGGCAGCGAUCGAGGCGGCGGUAGCGGCUUCACCCGUCCAAGUCAAGCUGAACUGCGUUGUGAUGCGCGACUUCAACUUGGAUGAAAUUGUCGACUUCGUGCGACUCACCACAACUCUCAACGUGGAUGUUCGCUUCAUUGAGUGGAUGCCGUUCGACCAGAACCGGUGGAAUGACCAAACAUUUGUCCCGUUUGCCGAGAUGUUGUCGCAGCUGCACGCCGAAUUCCCCGUCAUCGAGCCCCUCGAGAACCACCUCAACGACACGUCCAAGUCGUUCAGGUUGCCAGAUUCACCUGGCCAAUUUAGCUUCAUCACGAGCAUGAGCGAGCACUUUUGCGGCGGGUGCAACCGCCUUCGGAUCACGGCGGAUGGAAACCUCAAAGUAUGUCUCUUUGGCAACGCUGAAGUGAGUCUUCGCGAUGCAAUGCGCCAUGGAUAUUCGGAUGACGACUUGCUCUUGGUCAUCCAAGCUGCAGUCAAGCGAAAGAAGUAUGCACUCGGCGGCCAUCAGAACAUGCACGGGAUUGCCAAGGCCCAGAACCGACCCAUGAUCCUCAUCGGGGGCUAGUCGCGUCAAGACAAUUUUGCGCACUUGGUCUUAUGGCGAACCACAGAUAGCAAGCAGCAUUGGAGUCAUGGCACCACGGUGAAGGGAAUGGUUCCCUCCCUUGCGACAGAGGUGGCCUCGCCUUCGGCUUCUACUUUAUUCUUGAGCUUUCGUUCAACAGCCCUUCUAUCUUGCGUCAUGUAGACGUGUGUUGCUUGCGAUUGACCCUUCUUAAUUCCCUUCAUUUGACGACUUCCUUCAACACCAAGCGUUGACUUCGAGAUCACAUUCGUUUAAAUGAAUCUCCC